Mya arenaria is the source of this 5973-nucleotide messenger RNA. RefSeq lists its product as uncharacterized. The transcript is spliced from 13 exons. The record is from RefSeq and is a predicted model, not a curated record. The coding region runs from base 80 to 2836 and encodes 918 amino acids. Lineage: Eukaryota; Metazoa; Mollusca; Bivalvia; Myida; Myidae. Gene Ontology annotation, biological process: regulation of transcription by RNA polymerase II; protein sumoylation. Gene Ontology annotation, molecular function: transcription coregulator activity; SUMO ligase activity; zinc ion binding.
CAAGCAUGGAUCGGCGGCGAAUUUCAACUUGAACAUAUAGAACAAAAUCCCUAUUUUGUCAUCAUUUUCUGAUGAACGGAUGUCAUCGGGCAACGGUGAUGAGCCAUUGAGGCGGUCAAGAAGAGUACGCAAGCAGCCUGCACGAUAUGGAUCUACAGAUAGAGCUUGUCAGGAACUGAGUAAGAAAAACACAAGAUCUUCCUCUCCUGAUGAAAGCACCAUUAGCAACCUACUGAAUAAAGCUGGAGAAACAUGCCCCUUACCAGUGCCUGCUUCUGAAAAUACGGUACCUGUUUCGGAAAAUAGCAUAACAAUCAAUCAAUCCAAAGCACAAAUUUCCUGUGAAGAUGAUGUGACCGAAUCUUUGUCAGUGAAUAGCCAAACUGCUCCACAUGAUCAUGAGCCAACAAAUAGCGGUUCAAGUACAAAUAGUCAGAUUUUAGAAUCUGAUUUUUCAGAAAAUAAUCAAAUAGUGGACGCUAUUUUAGAUGAACCUGAAAUUGCUUCUUUUGAUUUGACUGGGCUAGAAUCUAUUUUCCAUAAUUAUUCAGCAGAUCAGGCCAGUUUAAGUUCAACCACAGAUCCUGAUGCUCUGAGUGAGACUGUCAUUGAAUCUGUUGCCUCUUCCGUAGAAAGCACAGUAGUUGAAACAAAUAUAGCCAAUUCUCCAUUGAUAAACUCACAAACAGUUGUCUCUUCAACAGAUAGUCCUAAUACCAAUAGUCCAAAGGCAUCUACAGAAAAUUCCUUCAAUGCUAAUGAAACCGAAAUUGUAACCAAAGAUAAACCAGGAACUCCAACUGUGACACAUGAUAUUCCGAAGACACAAACUGUGACCCAAAAAACACCUUCACAUACCAGUGCAGAGACUGCAAUUCAAGAUCCAUCAAGGAAAGAAUUUGUGACCCAAGCUAAACCUGUUACACAAGGUAUACCAUUUGUAGCUAGCGCAAGAGUGAUUCCAAAAGGUAAAACUGUCACUUUUGCAGCUGUGAUAUCGUCAUCUUCCAACAAUCCUGUUGUCACACCGAUAUUGUCUGACUCCAGUGCUAGGUUGCAGACAGACAAACAUAGUCAGCAGAGUAAAGACCUGCUUCUUGGUAACAAAGAGGCACCUGAGAAAAUGCAGACGCCUCAGCAUGGUGAAGAAUGUGUUGAGAAAGAAAAGGAUGAUUUCUGGUCAAGCAAACUAAUAUUUAACUGCUGUGAAAAGCACGGGACAGCUGUGUCAGUGAAGGAGUCUGUACUGGAUAAACCCCAGAUUUCCAAUAUGCCAUUCUUCGAUAGGCUUCAGGAAAUCAUGCCUUGUACCCGUUUUAUAUUAUCUAACGUGAGGAAGUCAAUGUUCCUGACUUUCAAAGUGCCAUUGUGGUCUGAUGUUACUCAAAAGUGGCCAGGUGUUAAAAUGGAGGAUGUGAAAGUGUUCCUAAGGUUAAUGAAGGCGGAAAAUGGAAUGCAGGAUGACUUUAUCCCCGCGGUAAUGGUCAAGCUGAACCAAAGGGUGGUAAAGAUCAUGUGCUCGAUGGACCUAACAAAGAAGUAUAUGAUGGAACACAAACCGAUUGACAUUACAAGUUUUGUGGACAUGUCUGUGCCUGGAUGUCAGAUGAAUUAUAUCACUGUCGAAAACCACAACUCUCUGCCAAGUUUGCAAGGAUGUUUGACUGUGUGGUUAGUGAGAAAGCAGACGAUUGAAGAGAUGAUCGAAGACAUCAAAGUGAGUCAAGUCAGUCAUCCUGAACAUACUCAUGAUAUGGUGAGAAAGCAUUUCGAGGGAGGAGAUCCUGAUAUUGCAACCACCAGCCUUAAAGCCCUUCUUACCUGCCCAAUUGGGAAGACAAGGCUGACAGUUCCGUGCAGAGGGCGGACAUGUGUGCAUGUACAGUGCCUAGAUGCUACCACCAUGCUCUCCAUGAAUGCAAAGAAGCAGAGAUGGAGGUGCCCUCUUUGCUCCUCUGAAACCGCCUACAAGGAUAUCAUCAUUGACGGGUUGUUUAUGGAUAUCUUAGAGGAGGUAAACAAGUUGGUGGAGGAAGUUGAGUUUCUGGCUGAUGGAAUGUGGACCUCAAAGAAACGUAACGACUCAUGCAUCAGCAUUAACGAUGACACUCUGAAUGAGACAAUGGAAAAGCUGGACAUCAUUGACCUUACAGAGACAGACGAUGAGGCCACUCCCAAGAAGAAGUUGCCUCUUGCUGUUAACAACCAGCUCUUGAAUGGAGUCAACAACAAUUGGCCAAUACCUGCCAAAGGCCCAGUCUGUAAUUUAUCUAGGUCAACAAACAUAGUUUCAACCACUGACAAGGAGAAUAAUCUGGACUCAGUCUUCACAGUAAACAGUGGCGAGAAUAGAAGUAGAUGCACUAGUAAUACCAGUUGCUGUAAUGAACAAGACAGGAGCAACAGCAACACAAAUCAACACCAUAGAAACAACUACAAUGCUAGACAGCGCCAAAGAAACAACAGCAACAACAGUAACCAUAGUAACAAUGGUAAUAGCUCGAGGUGGGUUGCAAUUCAUCCAAGACCUGCCCUUCAUGCUUCCAAACACCCUUAUAGGCGUAAUAAUAGCAGCAGCAACAACAACAGAAAUUUUAACAGGACUAAUGGUGGGUAUCAGAAUACCAUCAGAAACUAUUUCGGGAAUAGUACAAGGAAUUGUAGCGCAGAUUAUUGCUAUGACAACUAUUAUCAAAACCAAAAUAACUGUUACCAGCAGGGGUAUGGUAACUCUGAUGGUUAUCGAUACGAUGAAUACAGGGACUCCCAAUACUGGCCAACCACUGCGCCUCAGACUGGGUUCAACAUGCAUAUUCAAGGAAUAAGGCUUACUUGAUGAGAUUGUAAAUAUUUUGGUUUUAAUAUUAAAACUGUUAUUAUGCCCUCUUUAAAAGAAGGGUAAUAUAGGUUUGCAAAUGUAGGUAUGUCUGUCAGUUUGCGGGUGGACCAAAUCAUGUCUGCAGAACUUCAUUGUGUUAGAGAAUAUCUAAGUAGGUCAAUUGUCAAGUUCCCUGCAAAACUUUUUUUUCUUAGAAAAUAGUUAAGUAGGUCAAAGGUCAAGUUCCUGAAGAACUUCAACAUAUUUAAGUAGGUCAAAGAUCAAGUUCCUGCAGAACUUCAUUGUUUCAGAGACUAGUCAAGUAGGUCAAAGGUCAAGUUCAUGGAUAACUGUUGGGAAACUUUGUCCGCACAAUAAUUUGAGAAGUGUUUGACAUUGUACUAUAAAAUUUCACUUCUAGGUUGCACUUGACCAGUAGGUGACCCCUAUUGUUUAUGGAGUCAGUCAGUCAAAAGUCAAGGUCAUGGUAUUAUUCUUUAUAAUAAUCUUUCGCACCUUGAAUCAAAUUACUUGAUGUCAUUGUUUUAGAAAAUAAUUAAGUAGGCCAAAGGUCAUUUUCCUGCAGAUCUUCAGUGUUCAGAGUAUAGUUUAGUAGGUCAAACGUCAAAUUCAUGUGUUAGGAAAACCUUGCACAAUAACUUAUAGUUAACUUAUAGAUGGCCAUCAUGGUGAUUUCGUUUCUUAAUGCAAUCUGGUACAUGUAAUUCACAAAGGGGGCUCUAUGGGAGCAUAUAUUUUUUUUACAACGGUUUCUUGUAUUUUUGUGUAUAUUGCACAAGGUUUUGUUCAGGGUGUACGGCGUCAUGCUUUGAGAUGUUGUCACACUGGUAUGUCAAAUCUCAAGAGAUUCAUCACAUGAACAAAAAAAUAAGUAAGUUUUGGACUGAAAUGUUGUGUUAGUUUAGGAUUUGCAGGAUUGGUCAAUUCAAUAGCAAAUAGAUCUACUGUUGUUUUGUGAACUGGCAGAUAUGGUCACAUUUGAACAUCUGCUUGCUCACAUUUUAUGUCACAUUUUGUCACAUCUCUUGUAUUCUGCAUUUUAAUAUUGUAUUAGCACAGGCAAGCUAGUUGCUACAUGUGCGUUUUGUGUUUUGGCUAUCAAUUAUUAAAUAAUGUAGCCUGAGUUGCUUACUGCACUAAGUAGAUAAAUGUAAUUACAGUAGUAAUUUGUUCAUUUUGAGUUUAUUGUACAAAUAGUAUAAAUUAUGUAUUUUUGUAGUCACUACUGACUAGAAAGACUCUUUUUAUGUCAUUCUGCGGUGACUGGGAAACCCAUGUGAUUUCGCAGUCUUCAUGCGAAGCAAAAUGUUGCCUUUUGAAACAGCAUUUAUGAAACAAUUUAUAACAUGGUAUACACACACUGUACUUUGAGUAAAAGUUUACAUCUAUAGGCUGCUAUAUAUAUUUGUCUCAUAAUAUGAUAGUCAUUUGAUAACAAUUGUUUAAACUGUGUAAACCAGUCAUAUAUCAUAAUCAGUGUUGAUGAAUAUGUUUUGAUUUUGACCAAUUGUUUUUCUUUAGGCUCAAAUAUUAAAACAGCGUUAAAUAAAAGUAAAAUAAUAAAAACAUUAAUGAUUUAACGAAGCAGCCACAGAAAAUUCUACAAAAGUAUGUUUUCUGCUCAGAAUGCUGUUCAAAGUGAAUAGUUUUGAUGGAAAAAUGGAUAUGUUUACUUUUGGAAUAGUAUUAUACAUUUAAACACAUUGAUUAGACAUUUUCAAAUCAUAUUAAGAUUUUGUAAAACAGCAAAUAUACAUCACCCAAAUAAUUUUCCUCAUUAUCUGACAUUGAUGUUUGUAACAAAAGCGUGCUCAGUGUCAUUCUUUAACAAGCGCUCAUUGUGCUUUUUUAUCACCUCAAGCCAAUGCCAGAGUGCUAUUGCAUUAUGGUGUAUAAAAGCUAUGAGAUGAUAAGAAUUCAAAAUAAGAAUUGAUAAAUGGACCUGUGAAAUACCAAAUUGAGACCGUAAAUUUUACUUCAAAAUAGUGAUUUCGGAUAAUUGAUAAAAAAAAAUCAGUUAAACAAAGAAGGAAUAAAAUCGAGACCAAAUUUUUUUUUCGAUAUAGCGAUCAUUUUGGAUAAACGGUGUUCAGAAUAGCAGUAUUUAAAUGUAUUGUUUAACUUUGUAGGGAACAUAUAUUUGAGAAACUUGUUGCCUUUUUUCAAAAUCAAUCUUUUAAAUUCACUUGUCCAUUGAAUCUUGGCACAAUUCCCAUAUUUUUUUGUUAUGAUGGGAUCAUAUUUUUUAUCAUGAAAUAUUCUCGGCCAGUCCCUGGUCAUAUAUUGUAUCUCAUUUGUGCUAAUGGUGCAUCAGGGUUCUCAUUUAAAUCUAUCAAGAAUAAGACCGAUUCCAUCCCCCUGUUAAAUAUAAAAUCUUCAAAACCUGUGAAACACCAAGAGAAUGGAUGAGUCCUGGGGCCGUGAUUAUGAACAGUCGCAAGUCAAAGUCUUGACUCAGACUCAGAAAAGCAUUUUGAUAAAGGAAGAAAAAAAUCAUAUUUAUUUCAUUUCUUUUACAAAAAAAUAGAUAAAUAUUAGCAAAAUAUUCAAAUAGCAAUAUGUUUCAGCAAAUUUUACCAUCAAUGCUCUGAUAAACGGAAAGUUACAAUGAAAUGAAGUUUUACAAUAAUGAGUCUGAACUCGGACUUGAGGCUGUUCGUAAUCACUGCCGCAGGUGUCAAGCCUGGGUUCAGACUCUCGUGUGCCUAUGUUUACAAACAUUCUCAGGUCUUGUUUUUUAUUUUAAAUUUCCUUCCUUGAAAGAAUUGAUUUGGAAAACUCUUUGCUAUAUUACUUCUGAAAUGUGUCACCAUUGUUUAUACAGAUUUUGUUUAAAAUAUGUACGCUAAAACAAUUUUAGAUUUUUUUUUCUGAGAGAAACAUGGGCCAAGGGGCUUCCAAAUAAGUACAAGUUAGAACCUGGUGCAGGAUUACAGUUGUAGAAUAAUUGUUCAAAAAUAAAUUGUGUUGUUAUAAAAACGUGUAUUGUAAUAUUUUUGUUUGAAUAUACCUGUAUUAUAUAUACUUCAUAACUUUCAUGCAAUACUGUUAUUUGUUUGUUAAAUUUGGGAUGGUAACCAUAACAUAUAAACUGGCCACUUUGCCGCUUUACAGAAAUAAAUUUUGUCAUAGAG